Messenger RNA from Tripterygium wilfordii, 1835 nucleotides. RefSeq names its product mitochondrial uncoupling protein 1. The record is from RefSeq and is a predicted model, not a curated record. Gene Ontology annotation, cellular component: mitochondrial membrane. Bases 648 to 1583 code for a protein of 311 amino acids. NCBI's taxonomy places the organism in Eukaryota, Viridiplantae, Streptophyta, Magnoliopsida, Celastrales, Celastraceae. Gene Ontology annotation, biological process: mitochondrial transport; mitochondrial transmembrane transport. Gene Ontology annotation, molecular function: oxidative phosphorylation uncoupler activity. The transcript is spliced from 13 exons.
GGAUGGUUUCUGGUUAUGUUGUCCCAGGAAUGAUCUCAUGACGGAGGGCACAUUUGCACUUGCUGAGCUUCAUGAGGAGCAGAAGACGGGCUACUGCCUAUGAUGAUGAUGAUGACUUCUGCCUUUUUUUUUAAGUGGUCUAGACCUGGUAAACUCAGUCCUCAAAGCUAUGUGACUAUUGAAUGGAGGAUUCCAGAAUCGGCAGUUCCCAGUGUUUAUUUUAGGAUAGGACAUUUUGGUGCUUCAAAAUCACUUUUAGGAUCCGUUCAACAUUUAACAGGUGCAUCCAGCGGCUUUGUUGUGGUAUAGGAGGCUGAAGUUCUGGUUAUUUCUCCACGCAAUCCUGUCUUUGGUAGAGUUGAAGUUUUCAACAUCACAUGUGAGAGACAUCGAAGACGCUGAGCAACAAAGAAGAACGCCAGUAUUGUGAUCCAACAAAUACGGCAGCUAAUAUCAGUGGUAGCUAAACUACUUUUGGUCUUUGUGUUUGGAGCAUUACUUAGCUAAAGAGUACAGAUAAUUGCAACUUGAUGUUACAAAGAUGGAACUGUGACUGAACUCCACUACCCUCUGUGGGAGUUGGCCGCAUGAUCAGUGAGAACCAGCAUCUCAUUCCCACGUCCAUCAUUUCAUGACCCACUGGCACAAUGGCAUCGCAUCUUCCAGACAUGGUGGCUGAUAGCAAGGCUGGUUCCGAUAUCUCCCUGGCUGGUACCUUCGCCGCCAGCGCUUUCGCUGCUUGUUUCGCCGAGAUUUGCACUAUUCCUUUGGACACUGCAAAAGUUAGGCUUCAGCUUCAAAAGAAAGCUGUGGAUGGAGCAGCAUUACCGAAGUACAGGGGUAUGUUGGGCACAGUUGCUACCAUUGCUAGGGAAGAAGGUUUGUCAGCACUCUGGAAGGGCAUUGUACCAGGAUUACAUCGGCAAUGCCUGUAUGGGGGUUUAAGAAUUGGGCUGUAUGAGCCUGUUAAGACCAUGUAUGUGGGAAAAGACUUUGUUGGAGAUGUUCCUUUGUCCAAGAAGAUUCUUGCUGCAUUUACAACUGGUGCUAUCGGAAUAACAAUAGCAAAUCCAACUGAUCUGGUUAAAGUUAGACUUCAAGCUGAAGGAAAACUACCACCUGGUGUGCCAAGGCGCUAUACUGGUGCAUUAAAUGCAUAUUCCACAAUCGUGAGACAGGAAGGAGUUGGUGCUCUAUGGACUGGACUCGGACCCAAUAUAGCAAGGAAUGGCAUUAUAAAUGCUGCUGAAUUAGCUAGCUAUGAUCAAGUGAAGCAGACAAUCUUGAAAAUUCCAGGAUUCACAGAUAAUGUUGUCACUCAUCUUUUUGCUGGUCUGGGGGCAGGCUUUUUCGCUGUCUGUGUUGGCUCACCAGUCGAUGUGGUUAAGUCAAGGAUGAUGGGGGAUUCUGCUUACAAAAGCACGCUUGAUUGUUUCAUAAAAACUCUGAAGAACGAUGGGCCUUUAGCUUUUUAUAAGGGUUUUCUCCCAAAUUUCGGAAGGCUUGGAUCUUGGAACGUUAUCAUGUUUCUGACCUUAGAGCAGGCAAAGAAAUUUGUUAGAAACAUGGAGUCGUCCAGAUGACCGUCAAGCUCGCAGUGAAAAUAGUGCAGAUCGUCGGAGAAUAAUAAAGCCUUUUGUCAUAUUCAUUGUUUUGGCUAUUGAGAUGAGAGGAAUCUCGCAAGCAAACAUUUAUAAACAGAGCUUAGAAACUGAGGAGCAUUAAAACAUUUGUAAUUUCUCUUUUCCAAUUUUGGGACUAUUCGCUAUUGACCAUUUGAUUGAUAGAUCUUAAAUUGCCUAAUUUUCUAGAUUGGUAAAUGUUUUGUCCCCCAA